AUGUUUGUCUACGCGGUGACCUCGGUGAUUGUCUUCAACCUGGUAGUACUUGGCAUCGAGGUGGAGGCAUCUACCCAUCUGGGUAUCUCAGAUAUUCCCACCUGGUUCGGCCUCUGCAAUGGCAUUGUCGUCGGGCUCUUCACCCUGGAGCUCAGUGUCAACCUCUAUGCCCAGGGCUUCUCGUCCUUCUUUUGUGGCCGAGAACGAUGGUGGAACUUAUUUGAUCUUUUGAUCAUCGUCUUGUCCUUGCUGGAGACGGUGCUGGAUCUUUGGGCGGCCGCCGAAGCGGCGAACUCAGGGAACCAGGCGCUGUCGCCCAGCCAGCUCCGCUUCGCACGGUCCAUCCGCUUGGCGCGUGCGCUGCGGGGCAUCCGCGUGAUGCGGCUGCUGCGCUACGUGAGCGCUUUGAGGACCUUGGUGCUCUCCAUCAUGAGCAGCAUGGCCUCCUUGAUGUGGACCUUAGUGCUUUUGCUUCUGCUCUUCUACUCCUUUGGUGUCCUCUUCACACAGAUGGUCACGGAUGAGUGCCGCUUCCAAGCCAUCAUGCGGACGGAGGAUCCGAAUUCGGUGCCGAGUUGCCUCAACACUGAUGAGCAAGGCAACCUGAUCUAUUGGAACUAUUGGGAUAGCAUCUCCACUAGCAUGUUGACCCUCUUCAUGGCCACAACCGGGGGCAUCGACUGGGAUGUGGCCCUGAAGCCGUUGGGGGAGAUCUCCGUCUUCGCAGGUGGAUGCCUGGUGGUCUAUGUCAUCAUCACGUUCUUCGCUAUCGUCAAUGUCAUCACGGGUGUCUUCGUGACCACCGCGAUGGAAACGACUUCGGCUGAUAAAGACCUGGCCGUCAUGAAGCAGCUUCAAAAGCACCAAGCGCAAGUAGAGGACUUGAAGGCCCUCUUUAGCGAGAUCUCGGGUGGAGAGCGUAAUGAGGAGGUCAGCAUCGAUCAGUUCAAGGCGGCGAUGUCCAUCCCAAAGUUCGCCGCCUUCCUGCAGUCGAUGGGCAUCUCCACGGACUUGGAAGAUGUAGGCGUCCUCUUCAAAUUGUUGGAUGCCGACGCUAGUGGCCUGGUUGAACUGGACGAGUUCAUCAAAGGCUGCUUGAACCUCCAUGGUACAGCCAAGGGGUUGCAGCUAGCCCGGAUGAGCUACGAAAACAAGUUGACACGCAGAGAGAUCAAACAUUUGCACCACUCCGUCGCGCGACUGCAUGACGUCCUCCGCACCGGAUCCGAGCACUUUCAGGUCUGA
Durusdinium trenchii is the source of this 1245-nucleotide messenger RNA. The record is from the annotation of a GenBank genome assembly. NCBI's taxonomy places the organism in Eukaryota, Dinophyceae, Suessiales, Symbiodiniaceae.